AAUGAUUGGAGAAUGUCGGUGGGUGUUGCAGUGUUUUCCUUAUCGCCAUUGGACUUCCUGUCCGCCGCUCAAAGCUGCUGCUGCUGCGUCUCCAGACACUUCCUGCACCGAGCUACCGUUUCCAGAGCAAGCGACUACUUGUCGUGAGUGGGGGAGAGACAAUAUGAGGAACAAAGAUCUUAGGGAGGGAACGUGAGUCUUGACUCAAGGACACUACCAUGACAUAAACUAAGGGCCGACCUGGAACUGUCUCCUUGUUUGUCUUUUGUUUUGUUUCUGUUUUUUUAUUUUUUUUCGUUGUCAAGUCUCCACCUGUCUUACCUAGUGUUCACCAUCUUCUUGUGGAGAACAGAAAAUGAAGUAGUAUGCAGGAGUAUUUGUUUGGCUGAAACUUUAAUGUAUUGCACUACUGUCUAGAGGAGUGGUGUAGUAACUCCUUUUAUCUGCCUCCUUUAUCACUGAGAUUAAAGAUAGCAAUUCAGGUAUCAAAGGUCUUGAAAAAGCGUGCACUUAUUAUUAUAUCUUUGUGGCAUUAAUUACAUUUCGUCCAACAAAAAUCAUUACUUGUGCGUUCAUUUAAUUUAAUUGUUGCAGCCUCCUUGUGUGUCUGUUUGACUUAUUCAUACUUAAUAGAUCACUUUAAUGGUUUGUCUAUUUGUAUAAUUUUUUUAAGCUGUAUUGUUAAUAUUGAGGAGCUGCUAUGCUAUUGUUAUCGCAAUAGGGAGGUUUUGGGAUGUAAUGUAAUCUUUCUUUUUACUGAUGCAAUCUUAUGAAGAACACGUUUGUUUAAAUGACUGAUCUCGUCGUGGAAAAUAUACAUUUUAAAGUCCUGCUGUCUUUGAAUAUGUUAAAGUGUUGCUCAUUCAUUCUUCCACUGGCAGUAAACUGUAGAAGCUGACGAGUCUUCAGAUCAAACUUUGAUGGGAGCUUUCUAACUGUGACACAAAGAUAAAUCUUUUGCAGUUCCUCUCUUCACUGGAUACAUACCAGAGAAACCUUUCAACUGGAAACAGUGUUUCAUUUCUUUUCAAAUGAACACAUACUUCUUAAAUGGACAGACGGACUCAUUUGAAUCCUAACACUGAAGAGGGAGAAUGAUUUUUAGGAGAUCUUGGGGGAAAAAGCUCUGACGGACAUUCAAAUUUUGAAGAGCUGCCAGAUUUCUCUCCAAGUUUCUAAACUGUAGAAAAUACGUCCCUCAAGCUUGGUAGACCAACUUCGUCCUGUCAAGCCUCGUCCACUUGAGCAGUGAGGAUGCGAUCUCCAGAACCGUCUUCACCUUCCACAGCAGAAGCCCUCCUUCAUGGCCAAUUUGCCAGCUGGGGUUCAGGCAGCAACAGCAACAAUAACAGCUGCCCCAACAGCCCUGGUGGUCCGGGGGGACUCUCCCCUGCUGCCUCCCCUACUCCGGCCUCCAACUAUGCCUUGACCCUCACUCACACCCACAUACAUAUCCAGCGGCUGUCACCAAAGCCGGGGAAGGAAGCCCGUCUCUUGCUGCCUUUAUCAGAGCUAGUGGGGUGCAGCUGCCCCCGUGCCCCCGCGCCCCCUCUUCUGGUGCUGUACUGGUACCCGCCAGGCAAGCGACGGAAAGGUGUGUCUCGGCGCAGGCAAGUGAGGGCCUACCUGGCAGAAAGCAGGUGUGAAGCUGAGAGGUGGUCGGCUGCUGUGCAGUGUCUACUCCGAGGUGUGACCGUCACUGCUGACACAGAAUUUUCUCGAAGUCUGCUACCUCGUCCCAGGCGACUACUGUUAUUGGUCAAUCCCUUCAGUGGGAGAGGCCAGGCAAUGCAGUGGUGUCAGACACACAUCCUGCCAAUGAUCAGAGAGGCCAACAUCAGCUACAACCUUAUACAGACAGAGCGUCAGAACCAUGCCAGAGAGCUUAUCAGAGAGAUAUCGCUCCCGGAGUGGGAUGGCAUCAUCAUUGUCUCUGGAGAUGGCCUGCUGCACGAGGUAAUUAAUGGGCUGAUGGAGCGUCCUGACUGGGAACAAGCAAUAAAAACACCCGUCGGUAUUCUUCCUUGUGGCUCUGGAAAUGCAUUGGCUGGCUCCAUCAACCACCAUGCAGGGUAUGACAUGUGCCUUCGGGAGCCCCUCCUUUUGAACUGCUGCUUUUUGCUCUGCCGCGGCGGUGUCCGACCCAUGGACGUGGUUUCUGUGACAACAAGCCCUCCUCCCUCCAUCAACAGCCGUGCUGCAUCACCCAGGAGACUGUUUUCUUUCCUCUCUGUUGCCUGGGGCUUUGUGUCCGAUGUGGACAUUGAGAGUGAGAGGUAUCGUGGCCUGGGCUCAGCUCGCUUCACUCUGGGCACCCUGGUGCGCAUAGCUUCUCUUCGAUCCUACAAGGGUCGCCUGUCCUACCUGCCUCCCUCUAUUAGCACCCCAUCACCAGAUGCCACACCUCCUCUGCCAAGGAGACCCCUCUCCCGCAGUAUCACAGAAGGCCUGGAGGGCUUUUGUCGAACGCCCAUUCAUCGCACCUGCUCUGACAUGGGCAUCAGUGAACAGAGGAGCCUGCGUAAGGGUGAGGGAGAGAGGGAAAAAGAGGAGAGGCAGAGAGAAAGGGAGAGAAGAAGGGAGAGGGCUAGGGGAGGAGGAACUGGUGUAGUGAGGGCAAGCAGCCUGGCAGAGGACAGGGAGAGGGAGAUGGAAGCGGAAGAGAAGAGGUCAGGGACAUGUUCGGAGAGCUCAGAAUCAAUUGAAAGGGAAGACUGCAAUAUGGGAAGGGUAGAAAGGUUGGCCGGGAUCAAGGAUGAAAGGGAAGAUGAGGGAGGGGUAGAGCAAGACUCCAGUGAGAUGGAGGAGGAGGAUAGGAAAAAGGAUGGAGAAGGCCGUGGUGGUUCUGCAGAGGGGGAGAGAGUGUUGCAUGCAAGAGAGCUGGAAGAAAGUGGCGGGGUAGACAUGGGGCGAGAGGCAGAUGAAGAGCAAGCGGGUUGUCCCACUUGCCAAGAUAGCCUCCAGGAGGCUAGACCGGCUCUAAGAAAGAAUUCAGCACCUUCAAGCCAGAUAGCCAACACUCUCUUCAACCAGCCCAUAAGUCAGGAGGCUGAUUCUGGCACUUCAUAUGGGGUGGAGGACAUGGAUCUGAAUGGGACCUACUACCAGAAGGAACCCUACCAACUGGAUGUUGCUCGUGAGCGAUCUCUCACCAUCUCCUCUCCUUUUCGUCACACUCCCUUCUCCUACAAGCCCAAGACCCUGGACCAAAACCAGAAUGGUUCUCGUCCGAGACCCCUCUCUCUCCUCCAGCACUCCCACUCAAACUCCCUCCCCCCUAAACUCCCAUCCCUCUCCCUGUCUCUUUCUCCAACACCCCCGUCUUCCCCUUCAUGUGCCUCCCCACACUCUUCAUCCUACCUCGUCCCCCGUCCUAAUACCCCAAAUUCCACCUCACCCUCACCAUCUCUACGCACACCGUCCUCAUCUUUUAACUUUGACAUUGCUGAGCCAGCAGGACCACUGAAGAGCCGUCCUUUUCUCUCACUUUUGAAUAUCCCUCGGGAUGACUUGUUACCCCCCCUCGACCAACCCAUUCCCACCAGAGAUUGGGUCACCAUUGAAGGGGACUUUGUCCUGGUACUGGCCCUUUAUCAGACCCACCUUGGGGCUGAUCUUCAUGCUGCGCCCCAGGCCAGGUUCGACGAUGGGCUGAUCCACCUGACCUUUGUGCGGGCGGGGAUCUCCCGAGCGACUCUUCUGAGACUGUUUUUUGCCAUGGAAAGAGGAAACCACCACUCCGUCAGCUCGCCGUACGUGAGCCAUAUUACCUGCAAGGCCUUCAGGCUGCAGCCUCUGUCUACACGAGGGACACUCACUGUGGAUGGAGAACUGGUGCCCUAUGGGCCUCUUCAAGCACAGGUUCAUGCUUCCUUGGCUCGUCUCAUCGUUGGUGACUCUGGAGUGAAGAUUACCCGGUUCUAAUCAGGGAUUGGUUGAGUUGAUUGACAGAUACAGCACUCUACUAAAUUAUGUAAUCUCUGUUGUCAUCUAUACUCCGAAAGAGAGGGCGGGGUUUCUGAGAGACUUAAAAUAGCCGGGAAUGUAGAAACUGCUUUUCUGGGGUUUAAUGAAAGGGAUAACCCGCCGAGCCAUGCAUCAUUGGAGCAUGACUGCAGGGAUUAAUAGCGAAUUUGAAAAUGGAUGAAAAAUGCGCCUCAUUGCACAGCUGUUGGAUUACGCAGAGCGUACCCUGAGAAGCAUGAAAACUGCACAGCCUGGGAUAGUUAGAGGGAAGAACAAUCGAAUGUGUAUGGAAUUUAUUUGUGCAGCUAGUGCAUGUGUUGGAUGUAUACAUGGUAGUAUGCAUGCAGAGAAGCACUACCUGGAUUCUGCCUUUUAAUAAGAUGGAAAUAAAUCAGAUUCAAUUAAGAGCAAUAUGUUCUUAAACAUGAAAUGCUCUAAAACUACAUUGAGAUUCACUCGAACCAACACCUCAUGAAAAUUGGCCCCAACCCUUUAUCUUCAACCCCACCGCAAUGUCUAAAUGUUUGAGUAUAAAAACGUCCGUCCAUGAAAGGAAUGCCUUAUCUGACACUGGACACUACCGCUUUACCUUUGCCCUUACUUGCUCUUACAUAUUUAAGAAAAUCAAAUAUUCCUAUGCUGCGUUACACUACGAGCGGCAGAAGCAACAAAACAACCAACUACAUUGUUGGUGAGUGAACAUUGAAGUUGCUCAAGCGCUCAUUGACAAAGUUAUGUCAUUAAAUAGCACUUGGAAGAGUGAAACGAAAACAGGCGAUUGCUGAUGCUUUGUUGCGUCAUUCUGGAAGAAGUAGCACGUCCCUGUGUCGCUCGUGGCGUGAACGAAACACGAGUCUCCGUCUACCGAUCAUACUGUCUGUCCACUACAUCAAAGCAACGCUACACUUACUUCCCUAAUAAGUAGGUGGGUCUGCCAGUUGUCUGUUAUCUUUGAGCACGCUGCUUUCCACUGUUUUUAGCAUCAGCGGAGAAAAUGUGGACAAAUGUACAUGUCAAUGACCAUUUAGUUCAUACUCCAUGUAGAACAGCUAGAUUAAGCUUUUCAGGGUCAUUACAUUAGUAGGAGCAAUGGAACCGUUGAACGGUGACUUUUACUGACAGUUCUACAUAAUCUGCCUGUUUUUCAUAGCCAGUGGAUACACAACGAUGUCAGACUGCAACAUAUUGAACAUAAAAAUAUCUGAACAAAGCAAGCUCCUUUAUGUUCACAUCGAAGUCUAGAACAUGUCACUAUCUCUGAGUAAUCGACUAUGGAAGCGUAGAGGGCUCCACAUGCCUCUGUUAAGUAGUAAGUAGUGUACAAUAACUGGAGUUGAGGCAGCACAGAAAAUCACAUCACUAGAAUGCUUUGUAACUUUUACAGAGUAACAAAGAAUCUGAUACAAUGCUUGUUCUAGAAAUGGUUGCACUAGUAUGAAUAGCCUAGUCCAGAUUCUAUAAUAAAUGGGUCACAUUACAUUCUUAGCCUUCAAUGAAUUAAAUGCCUGAACACUCAAAGCAUUUUAAAAGGUAGGACUGACUGAUUACAAAAUAAUAUUCAAACUUUAAAAUCCUUCCGUAGGGACAACACCAAAUCCAGCAGCUCUGUGUGGUCACGUCGGACUUUUGAUCAAUAGAUCGAUCAUAUGGUAAAAUAGCUUUCACUGUGAGACAUUAUCCAGCAGCAGAACUGGUCUGUUGAACAAGUGAUACAAUUUAAAUUUAAAAUAUCUUAAGAAUUUUUUUUCCCGAAUGAUGAUGUGCUCCUUAGUAAAAUCAAACAGCAGAUCUUGGAGCCCUCACUAGGAAUUGUCAUUUUUUUUGAAUAAGUUUUAGAAAUGUUAUAAUAAAACCUGAGGAUAUAUUUGGUCUGGACAAAGGAUAAAUCAUGAUCAUGUGCAGCAUAUCAUUCAGUAAGCCGACUGCUUUGAGUCACCAUCCACAUACUGUAUGUCUUAGUUCUGCCUGGACAAAUCAAUGCCUUUGUAUAAUAAGCCUGUAAAUUGGCUGUUGAUGAACUGUUAAAACCUGACUGCAGAAAAUGGAGUAAAACGUUUUGCUCACCAGGCCUUUAUGUUGCUUCUUUUAUUUUGUUCCAUUGAGCAAACAAUGCAGCUAGUCUACCACAACGAAACCGUGCUUACACAGCUACAGAAUGUGAAAACAACAUCUUGAGUCGAAGUUACGUAACAGUACCAAAUAGCAGGAUCUAUAUACACUUUAAAAUGGAGUUGUUUUGCCAAAAUGUUUAAUCGCAAUAUUGAAGAGACUUGUUUUCCUUCCUAAACAUUUUGUCGCUGAUGGCUGUAGCUUGGACUAUGGUGUUCUAGACCAAUUUGAUCUGACAAUGUCGGGGUAUAACCCCUCAAAUGAUCAUGCCAUUAAGUUGUCUGUAGUGGGCGCCUGUAAUGAAAUUGUAAUUAUUACUAAAAUCAUAUGAAUAUAUGAAAUAUUUAAAUACACAAUGUACAGUUAAUAGUUAUAUGGUUUUGAAUAAAUGUAACUUGAUAAGUUUUCUGGA
Messenger RNA from Cyclopterus lumpus (lumpfish), 6487 nucleotides. RefSeq names its product sphingosine kinase 2 (gene sphk2). The record is from RefSeq and is a predicted model, not a curated record. Lineage: Eukaryota; Metazoa; Chordata; Actinopteri; Perciformes; Cyclopteridae. The transcript has 8 exons. Gene Ontology annotation, biological process: positive regulation of apoptotic process; sphinganine-1-phosphate biosynthetic process; sphingosine biosynthetic process. Gene Ontology annotation, cellular component: intracellular membrane-bounded organelle; cytoplasm; membrane. The coding region runs from base 1255 to 3924 and encodes 889 amino acids.